AUGGAAGAACCCACGGUGCCAUUUGAUUUUAUUUGGCACCACAACAGAACGUUCUCCCGUCUAUGUCAAAACCCUGAUAAUGACGCCCAGGAAACGGAUCUAACCAAGGCAACAGCAGUAGUGGUGGUGCAAGCUAUAAAUACAAUUGAGCUAUAUCAUUCAAACAGCGCACAGCUGAAUAUAUCCAAGAGAAGAGAAGCGAAAAUUGCAGAGUAUACAUUUUGGAAGAUGAGGACGAUGUUACUAGCAUUUGGAUUGCUACUGAGCAUGUCCAUAGUGGAAUGUACUAGGCAUAGUGAUGUUGCAGGAAUCCUGGCAUCAUGUAAUCCAACCGGAUAUUUGAAUGGCAACUCCCACAACUGCAAUCAUGAACACGGCUCAGAUUGCUGCCAGUCGGGUAAGCGAUACCCAAAGUACAAAUGCUCACCCUCCGUGACAGGCACUACUGCCGCCACGCUCACACUGAAUGGUUUUCAGAAGAGGGAAGACGGAGGAGGGCCUUCGGAGUGCGAUGGGAACUACCACAAUGACAACGAUCUGGUGGUUGCUCUUUCCACAGGCUGGUACGCCGGUGGAAGCCGCUGUCACGACUUCAUACUCAUCACCAAUCCAGACAAUGGACGAACUGCGCGGGCCAUGGUGGUGGAUGAGUGCGACUCAGUCUCUGGGUGUGACAAGGAUCACGACUUCCAACCCCCUUGUAAUAACAACAUCGUAGAUGCCUCUCCAGGCGUAUGGAAAGCCUUGGGGGUCGACAAUUACGAUGAUGUUGGUGAGAUGAGCAUCACUUGGUCUGAAACUUAA
Messenger RNA from Cryptomeria japonica (Japanese cedar), 804 nucleotides. RefSeq names its product kiwellin-1-like. The transcript has 2 exons. Lineage: Eukaryota; Viridiplantae; Streptophyta; Pinopsida; Cupressales; Cupressaceae. The record is from RefSeq and is a predicted model, not a curated record. Bases 1 to 804 code for a protein of 267 amino acids.